Telopea speciosissima is the source of this 1824-nucleotide messenger RNA. Its product is annotated as protein FAR1-RELATED SEQUENCE 5-like. Lineage: Eukaryota; Viridiplantae; Streptophyta; Magnoliopsida; Proteales; Proteaceae. Bases 1 to 1824 code for a protein of 607 amino acids. The record is from RefSeq and is a predicted model, not a curated record. Gene Ontology annotation, biological process: regulation of DNA-templated transcription. The transcript has a single exon.
AUGGAAGGCAGUGGUUUAUCUGAAGUCAAAUUAUCCAUAGUGCUUCCGGUCUCAGAACAUAAUGUUUUGGACCCUCAUGAGGCAAUAAUGGAAAGGGGAAACAGUUCAAGAGAUCAAAAUGCAACUGGAGAGACAGUUGUACGCGGCAAGAAAAGGAUGGAGAUUGACAGUUCACCCGAAGAAGAUGAAAAGGAUAUGGAUGAUUGGUCUAUCAGUUCUGGAGAGCAAGGGUCUGAUUUUAUGGAUACUGAUGGGAGCAAUGAUAGUAGUGCAUCUUCUAGGUGUAAUGUUGAUGUUGGUGGUGUUGAGCUAUUGAGAAGUAGGGAUCCCCAAGAAACAAAGUUGAAUGAAGAUGACAAUAGCAAUGUUACAAGUUCAAUCCCGGUAUUGGAACCAUGUCUUGGCAUGGAAUUUGAAUCCAAGGAUGAUGCAUAUAACUUUUAUAAUGGUUAUGAAAAAGAGAUGGGAUUUUCAGUUUGGAAAUUCAGGGUGGAGUGCUCAAGAGUGGGUAAUCGUGUACUUGCUAGAUCAUAUGUGUGUUCACAACAAGGUGAGAAAUGGUGUAAUGAUAAGAGGAGAAAGGGAAUGGAUUACAAACCUCGUGCAACAAAAAAAUGCAAUUGUGGUCCAGUAAUGAGGAUCAAGUCCAGGAAUGGGAAGUGGGUGGUUGAUCUUUUGGAAAAAGAACACAACCACCCACUGGUGGAUCCUAGCCAAUCUUUUAGACUUUGGUCACACCAGAAAAUGACAGAUGCUACAAUGCAACUAAUUAGCAAACUGCAUAAAUGUGGGAUUAAACAGAGCGGCAUCAUUUCAAACGUAUCGGAGUUUACCGGUGGCGAGGAGAAUGGUAGUGUCAACGAGGAGCGUUACCAGAAUAUUUUCAGAACGAAGCAUAGGAGAACCUUAGGUGUAGAUUGUCAGUUAGCGGUGAACUAUUUGAAGAGCAAAGGAAUUUCGGAUGCACAGUUUUUUUAUGCAUUUAGUAUGGACACGGAGCAGCGAUUGACAGGGCUUUUUUGGGUGGAUGGUCGUUCAAGGGAACAGUAUAAAAAUUUUGGAGGCGUGAUUGUGUUUGACACAACCUACAAGAAAAAUAAAUACAAGUUUCCAUUCACUCCAUUUACGGGUGUUAAUCAUCACAUGCAAUGCACACUCUUCGGUUGUGGGUUAAUAGCCAAUGAAACCAAGGAAUCAUUCAUAUGGCUGUUUCAGUCGUGGCUUAAAGCAAUGGACAAUGUCCAACCAAAGUCUAUAUUGACCGACGAGGACCCGGCUAUAAUGAGAGCAAUUAGACAUGUUUUCCCAUCUUCUGUACAUCGUCUCUGUGGUUGGCAUUUGGAGAAGCAUAGGACCAGUCACAUGGGGCCCUUAUACAAGAAAUACCCCGAACUGAAGAACGCAUAUUAUAGUUGCAUACAUGAUUCGAAAACAAUUACAGAGUUCGAGCAAAAAUGGGAUGGAAUGAUUGAGAGAUUCAAUUUGCAAGACCAUAAAUGGUUGAUGAGACAGUUCAAACGAAGGAAGCAUUGGGUUCCAUGUUACUUUCCUGACAUAUUUUUUGCUGGUAUGAGCACAACCCAGAGAGGUGAUUCAAUGAACAAGUACUUCAAAGGCUUCUUCAGUCCAUCUACUCCAAUUUGUGAAUUUAUUACACAAUAUGAUGAGGCUGUUAAGAAAAGAAGAGAAAAGGAAGCAAACGCAAACAUCAAAUGCAUGACCUCUUUACCAUAUUUGCAUACAGAGCACAAAAUUGAGAAGCAAGCCAGGCUUGUUUAUACAGCGAAGGUGUUUGGGGUUUUCUUAAAAGAAUGGUGUGCAUGA